AUGUGUAAUUUUGACAUCGUAACCUGCCCAGCCAAGGCUGCACAUUGGAUGAAGCUCGAUGCAAUUUACUUAUGUGCACGAUCACGGUCAACUUUCAUUCCCUGCAGCAUCUACUCAGCAGGUCAAGCACAAGUUCAAAAAUCUACUCAUCAGAUGUAUCCUGAACCUUGCCGCAGAUGUCAUCCCAAUAUAGAACAAGACGUAAAGGAAGCAAUGUCCACUCCUAUCGGGACAGUCCUCAGUGAACAAGAGAUUGUUUCUCAAUCUCAGACGACGGCCAACAACAUUCGCCAUGAAACAAAUAGAAAGAUCCAUUUCGAAGAUAGUCAUGUUUCAGAUAAACCGUGUGAUAGGCGAGGUGACUGCGAUGGUAUGGAUGACGGUGGUGGAUGCUAG
Molecule: messenger RNA, 396 nt
Organism: Botrytis deweyae
Lineage: Eukaryota; Fungi; Ascomycota; Leotiomycetes; Helotiales; Sclerotiniaceae
Exons: 2
Coding region: 1-396 (131 amino acids)
Source: RefSeq, a predicted model, not a curated record